AUGAGUCAACCGACUGAAAGAAGUCAAAAGUUAUCUUUUAAAAAAACUGAUAUAUUUUAUAUAUUUUUGAUUUUCGUUCCUGUGGGGUACAUUGUGAACUUUCUUAGCUCGAAUGACACAUUAAUUUUUAUAAUGAACUUUCUGGCAAUUAUAUCAUCAGCUAAACUGCUGAGAUUUGCGAACAAUGAACUUUCACAUCAUUUAAAUAGUUUUAAUGAGACUCUAGAAGACAUACUAGAUGUAGCGUUUAACAAUUUGGUAGAGUUAAUAAUAACUAUAGUUGCAUUAGUGAAUGGAAAAAUUCGUGUUGUCCAAGCAGCAUUGCUAGGGUCUAUACUCUCUCAUACUCUACUUAUAUUAGGAUUUUGUUUUCUCGUUGGAGGGAUCAAAAUUCUUGAAAAAAAUAAGCUUGAAGAAGAGUUUAACGACUUUGGUGGUUCGAAAGGUACGACAGUUGCGCAAAUGACAUCUAGUGUGUUGACAUUAGCGUGUAUUUCUCUGGUUUUACCUGCUGCAUUCGGUUUUUUUGUCGACAAAAGUGCUGAUGAAGUCAUGCAUAUAAGUUAUGGAACAUCAAUUGUGUUAUUAGUUAUAUCUGUACUUUAUUUAUGUUUUAGGAUAAAAACCCAUAAAAAACUAUUUGCUAGAUUCCAUGAAAAGAAAGAUAAUAUAGACGUGAUAAUGUCAUUAACAUUAUUUGCUAUAAUGAUUGUGAAUAUUGUUUUUUUAGCACAAUUUCUCAUAAAAUCAAUCGAAGGAAUUGUUGCAUCCCAUAAAAUAAGUCAAACCUUUAUUGGAUUGAUUUUACUACCCAUAGUUGGUCAUUGUGAUAAGUAUAUUUCCCCCACUUAUAUUGAACGUAAUAAUCACGAUGAUAAAUGUGCAAAUAAAAGGUUUGCAAUUAUGGUUAUUUCGGUUAGAAGCUCAAUUCAAACCGCGCUAAUUAUUACCCCAUUAUUGGUGAUUUUGGGAUGGAUUAUUAAUAAGAAAAUGUCUCUGUCUUUUACAAUAUUCGAAACUAUUUGUUUAGUUGUUGCAAUUAUGCUUAGAAAUUACUUAUUUCAG
Molecule: messenger RNA, 1065 nt
Organism: Dentiscutata heterogama
Lineage: Eukaryota; Fungi; Glomeromycota; Glomeromycetes; Diversisporales; Gigasporaceae
Source: the annotation of a GenBank genome assembly